Messenger RNA from Ricinus communis (castor bean), 983 nucleotides. Its product is annotated as heat stress transcription factor B-2a. Gene Ontology annotation, molecular function: DNA-binding transcription factor activity; RNA polymerase II cis-regulatory region sequence-specific DNA binding. The coding region runs from base 233 to 889 and encodes 218 amino acids. The transcript is spliced from 2 exons. The record is from RefSeq and is a predicted model, not a curated record. Gene Ontology annotation, cellular component: nucleus. Gene Ontology annotation, biological process: regulation of transcription by RNA polymerase II. NCBI's taxonomy places the organism in Eukaryota, Viridiplantae, Streptophyta, Magnoliopsida, Malpighiales, Euphorbiaceae.
UUGUGACUAUAUUUUAAGCUAAGAUCAAAGAAUCUUUUAAAUACUAUUUGUCUUUGUAAUGCUCGAAGGAAAAUCAAACAAAAAGCUAGAAAAGUAACCCAAAACAAAGAAAAUAUAGUUCACACAUUUCCAAAUACUAGCUACCAGUUUCCAACAUAUAAUACGUGCUAUAAGAAGCAGCCUUUGCAUCAAGGAACCUUUUGGACACCAGAACUGGUCUAAAGCCAAAGCCAUGUCCAAAAAUUUAAGCAUCAUAAGCAGGAGAUCGCCAUCAACCUCAAGCCAGCAGUCUCCAAAACUUAAGGCCCCUGCUCCUUUCUUGUCGAAAACGUAUGAUUUAUUGGAAGAAAAUGGCGAAGGAUCAUCAUCAUCACCGCCACCAUUAUUAUUAGGAGCUAAUAAUACUGGGGUUGUUGAUGGCAAGAAAAUUGUUACAUGGAAUGCAGAAGGAAAUGGAUUUAUAGUCUGGUCUCCUGCCGACUUCUCGGAGCUCACCUUGCCUAGAUACUUCAAACACAACAACUUCUCUAGCUUUAUUCGCCAGCUCAAUACAUAUGGGUUCAAGAAAACAUCGUCGAAGCUGUGGGAGUUCAAGCACGAGAAAUUUCAGAAAGGAAGCAGACACAUGCUAGUAGAGAUCACAAGGAAGAAAUGCGAACCCAGUGUAUUUCCAGCAUAUCUAAGGGCAUCUAAUGAACACAAUAAUGCACCAAAUGCUGUGGAAGACAAUAAUCGAUUACUACUCUUAAAGGAGAACAAUAACCUUAGAAGAGACAACUUACAACUGCAAAUGCAAAUAGCACAAUUCAGAGACCUACAAACUAAGUUGUUGGACUGUCUUACUCAAUACAUGGGAAGCCAGCAGCAUAAAAUUAGAAGGCUGUGUUAAGGGGGAGAGUGGAAAACAAAUUCCAGAAAAACAAGAAAAGAAAUAGUGUUAAUAAUGCUUAUCAAUGGAUUUCAUUUCAUGUCUUUCUCAGAAA